UUUCUCCUUCUAUAUAUAAAUACAACAAUUAAAGAUGCCUUCCAUUGAUAAAAAAUUACUUGAUACAUCUGCCAAUGCCUACACCUUUUGUCCCAAGUGUGGUGUGGAUGUCACUAUUUAUUCCCAUGAAGAUGAUUGUCCUUGCGUUCGCCAUCAUACACAUUCUGUCACUCUGCUCACCAAAGACUAGACUAUUUCUUACUGCGGAUCUGCCUCACAAGAAGAACAAAAAAAUAACUCUAAAUCACAAAUCAAAUCAAAUCAAAUCAAUCAAAUCAAAUCAAAUCAAAUCAAAUACCCCUUACUCUUUCUCUAUUAGACUGUACAGAUAUCCCACUCUCUCUUUUUUUUUUUUGUAUACCCUCCCAACUUGUAAAUACCUCUUAAAUAAAUCAUUUAUAUAUCAUAAAAAAAA
Mucor mucedo is the source of this 415-nucleotide messenger RNA. RefSeq lists its product as uncharacterized. Lineage: Eukaryota; Fungi; Mucoromycota; Mucoromycetes; Mucorales; Mucoraceae. The annotation marks the transcript as partial. The record is from RefSeq and is a predicted model, not a curated record. The transcript has a single exon.